Psammomys obesus (fat sand rat) is the source of this 3164-nucleotide messenger RNA. RefSeq names its product netrin G2 (gene Ntng2). Lineage: Eukaryota; Metazoa; Chordata; Mammalia; Rodentia; Muridae. The coding region runs from base 651 to 2420 and encodes 589 amino acids. The record is from RefSeq and is a predicted model, not a curated record. The transcript is spliced from 11 exons.
CCGGAGGGUGGCGGUCUCCGGAAAGCUGCUCCGAGCCCGGGUGUUGCUGCUAAUGAGCGCACUCUCUCUGUUCUCUCUUUACAAUGAAAGCCAAGCCGGAGCCCAGGUACCUGGACGGAGUGAGAGCUGAGGUCUCAGGAAUUUCACACUGAGUGGCUACUAGCCAAGGCUGGAGGGCUGUUAUGCAGCCGUGUUGAGCACAUCACACGUUAAGGGCCCUUUAAAGACCUGGAUUGAUUGGAAGGACAAAAAUUAAAAGCAAUCUGAUCCAGCCCCAUGCCGGAUCCCUGCGGAUUUCCUCCUUAUCCCAUUUCCAUCCACUGUCACAAUCUGAGAGUCUGCCCGAUUUGAUCAGCUUCGCCUCCAGGGGAGGUGUAAUGCCAAGGUUAGGAGGACACCAAGUUACAGACAACUUUUUGAUCUGCCCAUCAGCAGCCUGAGAAACGCUGGCUCUGGAUUUUCCGUAUCAGCCGUUUGGAAAACACGAGCUCCCACUGUUGGCAAGCCUGCAGUGCUCGGGUCUGUGGUACACCCCAGUCACCGCUGCCCGGUAGAUGUGGCAUUUCCAUGCUGAGGCCUCAAGUCCCCCCUGACCCCACCACCACCUCUCCACUGCCCCUCUGGGCCCUACCCGUUCGGACUUCGAAGCCAUGCUGCACCUGCUGGUCCUCUUCCUGCACUGCCUCCCGCUGGCCUCUGGGGACUAUGACAUCUGCAAAUCCUGGGUGACCACAGAUGAGGGCCCCACCUGGGAGUUCUAUGCCUGCCAGCCCAAGGUGAUGCGCCUGAAGGAUUAUGUCAAGGUCAAAGUGGAGCCCUCAGGCAUCACAUGUGGAGACCCCCCUGAAAGGUUCUGUUCCCAUGAGAACCCCUACCUGUGCAGUAAUGAGUGUGACGCCUCCAACCCCGACCUGGCCCACCCACCCCGGCUUAUGUUUGACAGGGAAGAUGAGGGACUGGCCACCUACUGGCAAAGCGUCACGUGGAGUCGCUACCCCAGUCCACUGGAGGCCAACAUUACACUCUCAUGGAACAAGAGCGUGGAGCUGACAGACGACGUGGUAAUGACUUUUGAGUAUGGCCGGCCCACGGUCAUGGUCCUCGAGAAGUCCCUGGACAAUGGCCGCACCUGGCAGCCCUACCAGUUCUAUGCAGAGGACUGCAUGGAGGCCUUUGGCAUGUCCGCCCGCCGGGCCCGAGACAUGUCACCCUCCAGUGCCCACCGGGUGCUCUGCACGGAGGAGUACUCACGCUGGGCAGGGUCCAAGAAAGAGAAGCAUGUGCGCUUUGAGGUAAGGGACCGCUUCGCCAUCUUUGCCGGCCCUGACCUGCGCAACAUGGACAACCUCUACACGAGGCUGGAGAGCGCCAAGGGCCUCAAGGAGUUCUUCACAUUCACUGACCUACGCAUGCGGCUGCUGCGCCCUGCACUGGGUGGCACCUACGUGCAGCGAGAAAACCUCUACAAGUACUUCUACGCCAUCUCCAACAUAGAAGUCAUCGGCAGGUGUAAGUGCAACCUGCAUGCCAACCUGUGCACAGUGCGUGAGGGCAGCCUGCAGUGCGAGUGCGAACACAACACCACGGGCCCCGACUGUGGCAAGUGCAAGAAGAACUUCCGCACGCGGGCCUGGCGAGCUGGCUCCUACCUGCCGCUGCCCCAUGGCUCUCCCAACGCCUGUGCUGCUGCGGGCUCCGCCUUUGGCAGUCAGACCAAGUCACCCGCUACUUCUCCCCUUGGGGACAGCUCCUUCUGGCCCCAGGUGUCCACCAGUGCAGAAGCUGUGGCUAUCUCUGUCGCUGCCCCUUCCCAAGUCAAGGGCUCCUCACUUUUCCAGCUCAAGCCCAGAUCUCCUCAAGUGAUACCCAUUGAAGAAUUUCAAGACUGCGAGUGCUACGGCCACUCCAACCGCUGCAGCUACAUUGACUUCCUGAACGUGGUGACCUGCGUCAGCUGCAAACACAACACUCGAGGCCAGCACUGUCAGCACUGCCGCCUGGGCUACUACCGGAACGGCUCAGCCGAGUUAGACGAUGAGAAUGUCUGCAUCGAAUGUAACUGUAACCAGAUCGGCUCCGUGCAUGACCGGUGCAACGAGACCGGCUUCUGCGAGUGCCGGGAGGGCGCGGUGGGGCCCAAGUGCGACGAUUGCCUUCCCACGCACUACUGGCGCCAAGGAUGCUAUCCCAACGUAUGCGACGACGACCAGCUGCUCUGCCUGAACGGCGGCACCUGCGUGCAGAACCAGCGCUGCACCUGCCCGCGCGGCUACACCGGCGUGCACUGCGAGCAGCCCCGCUGUGACCUCGCCGACGACAGCGGCCCGGACUGUGACCGCGCGCCAGGCACCGCCCCGCGCCUCGACACCCUGCUCGGAUGCCUGCUGCUGCUUGGGCUGGCGGCCCGUCUGGGCUGCUGAGCCCGUUCUAGGGUCCGGGGCUUCCGGGCCCGGCGGCGACUCGGGUGCGGCCGAGACGCUCCAGGUGCUACUCGCAGAGUCCUCCCGCCCUCCCUGCUCUGCCCGCGCUCACCCGCCCUGCCCGGCGCUGCCCUCGCUCCUGCCUCCACAGGGGGCGCUGUGGAGCCCAGGCCCGGCAGACUGCAAUUUUCAGUUUUUUUCUUUUUUAUAACCUAACGUCCCUAUCAUUUUUUUCUCGUUUCCCAGUUUUCUUUCUUUGCUUUCUUCCUCUUCUUCUCUUCCUCUUUUUCCUCCUUCCGUCCCUCCCCCUCCCUCUCCUUUCUUUUGCUGGCGGUGAGACAGGGACUGGGGAGAAACGCUGCUCAUCCCAACACCCGCAGGUCCUGCCACCCCCACACACAGAACUCUUGCGCUCACCCCAGCGCCUGUUCCUGGCUGCCAUGAGCAGCCAGCGGACCCGGAACUCCAGUUGCCUACAACUCUAGUCGCUGACUUGAUUCUCUUUUGUAUCUUUUUUUUUUUUUUUUUUUUGCACUCACCAGACCCUAGGCCCCCAAGGAGGCCUGGAGACGGAGGAACUCACUGUCUGGGGAGGGGUAGGACAAAGUGCGGGGAGGGGUGGAAACCUUGUUUUCUAGAGAACUAUUUUGUUUGUAUCCACUGUCCCUUGUGAGGAGGGAAUCGGUUGGGAGCUGGUCACCGAGAGUGGCUGAUGGUGUGCAAGCCCACAGUAAAGCGAGUUCA